GUGCUCUUCCGUGAAGCUCAACCUUUAUUUGGCAAUGAUGCUGUCGUCGUUGCCUUGUGAUGAGGUGGAAGUGAAAGCAAGUUCAGCCGCAAAUGUCAGGCACGGAGGGAUGGACCGGCACCAUGACAAUUUGGGCUAGCAUGUGGAGAAGGUGCCCACACCGUGCAUGAGGCAUUCGUCAAGCGCCUGGAGUGGUCGCAAGCUGGGCCGCUGCGUAACAAACAGCAUCAAGCUGCAGAUUGAGCGUCGUUGCUGAGGGAAGAAGCAGAGGGCGUCACCACAAAACACGGACAUUGCAGAGAUAGCACCAGCAUCUGCAACACUUUGCGACAUCACAGUCUCAGAAGCACUCCUUUGUAACUUCCUCGUUCACUCCUUUGUAACUUCCUCGUUCACUCCUUAUACAUGUUUGCGCCGUCGCUCCUUCCCACCCACGCUCGUUACCAUGGCUGCCUUCUCGUCGCCGAUGCGACUGGCACCUCCUAUCACACCGCGCCGGGCCCCCUCACCCAUGAUGUCGCCCGGUACCCGCAGAGGCCGCAUGCUCGGCAGCUCUGAGGAGAGUCAUUUACGCGAUCUGUCCCCCGAAACCACACUGCGCGCCUUCACCGAGGAGCCCAUACCGUUCGAUACGACACGUGACGAAUACAAAAUCUUCGCCUGCAUCGACACCCUCACCGUCGCCGAGCGCGAUCUGGGCACGCGUGUCGCCAAGGCUGCGCAGCGCUUAAAGAGCUGGUGCGCCGAAAUCGAGCAGUGGGGAUGGACUGGCAGCUUCGAGCAGCCCAGCGAGGAAUACAAGGAAACGCGCCGUCGUAGCCUGGAGGCGCGCAUUGCAGAGCAUGUCGGCAAUGCGGAUGCACUAGCCCCGUUGGAGUACUAUGGCUCGCUGCUUUCGGUCGAGGUGGAACAGCACGAGGCGCGCCUGGACGACAUGGGCGAAGAACUGCUGAAGCUAGACGUGGAUGAGCUGAAGGAGUACGUGCUGGACAUGCACCCGCAGGGCAGGUCACGUCCCGGUUCAGCCGGCUUUGGCGCGAGUCGCUCCAGCUACCGACCCAUGGACGACUUCUCCUUCCUCAUCACCCAGACGCUCCUCUCCGCCCUUCCUCACCAUGCUCAGCUCAAAGACCGCCUCAAUACGUGGACCGCCCGUGUUUCGAUCCUUCGUUCCGCACCUCGGUACCUUGACGAUCUCAAGCAGUCGCAGAAGGCUAUGAGCCUCGGCUGGGAUGCGCUUGAGCCGCCAACAGACACGUCAGAUGUUGCCUUUGGCCAGUGGAAGGAGGCUGUUGAUACGAUAUCGAGCGUGCUGCGGGGCAAAGUCAGUGACUUGGGUCGACGUCUCGAUAGGAUGCUGGAUACGCUAGAAGGCCGUGACGAUUGCCUGCCAGAGCGCUGGAUCGAUGUGUUUGAAGCCUUGGAGGCUGACUAUGGUCGAUGGGUGCAUGAGUCUACUAGAAGAGUGAUUGCGUUCGAUGUGCGCAGACAGUCGAAGCAGACGAAGCCAGGGGAGCCACAAAUUGAGCAGAAGGAGGCUCUCAAGCCAGAUAUGCACUCCGGUACACCCACGACCCCGCGAGCGCCGCUGCUCCCAAUCGAUAAACGCGUACACCAAUUGUCCACAGAGCCUCAGUUGCCUCGGCCCAAGACCCUCGAGGGCAGCUUGCGCUCGCCUGUCGCGGCCAGAGUGAAUUCAGCCCAUGUGCCAGAAGGCGUAACGAUACCUACACCGAGCGCUCCGAUGCUUGAGGACGCUCCUGAAGGGGUAUCUCAAGUCGCUUCGCGCCCAACAAACCUACAGUCUGAGGAUACUCCUGCGCAGCCAGAACCUAGCAUCAUUGUCAACGCCGUCAGCUCUGAAAAUGCUGGCGAUUCUGCACACCUGGUUACAAGCAUACCUCCCCGCAAGAUCAACUUCGAGACUGCAUCACCUUCUACUGACGACGACUACGAGUUUGAUGAAGGCGACACUGUGGUACACAACGAGGUGGAGGACGUCCCCAGGGACGCUGUUCGUGUCGUUGCCAGUUACGAGAGCCUUUCUCACAUCCCAACCAGCGAGGAUGGCAGCCCUACCAGCUUCGUGCAUAAAAUCGCCUCCAAGGCUUUUUCUCACUCUCCAGCACUCAUCUCUACGGAUGGUACUGACGGCGAUGCACCCCAGACUCCACGUCCACGUCGGCUGAGCACCAGUUCGAUCUCGUCCAGUGCUUCCUUCGAUUCGAGCCCCGUGGGUACUGUUGAGGAAUCGCCCACUACGCGCACGGCUGGCAACCGUAGCAUCAGAGCUCCUCGACCUGAGCUCAACGCUGCCAUGUCGAAGCGUCGACCGGCGAAAGAUGCAGCUCUGCCCAGCGUCGAGAGCGCGCCAUGGCCGCCAACACAGUUCAGCCACAAGAGACCGACCACCGCCGAUGAUCUUGAACGAAAGAUCUCAGACAUCUUGACAACGAUUCCAGCUCACAUUCGCCUUACCUCGGGGCCAGGAGCAGACGCACAUGAAAUCAGACCAUCUCGCGGCAUUGGCCACAAAGGUAGUAGGGGAUAUCUGCGUGCUGCUCGCUCAGCGAGUGGCCUGAAAACACCCCAGCUUACUUUGUCGCCCGUCAAGAGUGAGUUCGAGAGUGCUAACGCUGGUGCAGGACGCAAGUCUACAAAUGCAAGGAUCGAUAAUGACAUCAAGCUAUAUCAUCUUACGCAGCCUGGCAAGGAGCAACCCAUCAAGCUGUUCAUCCGCCGCGUUGGAGAAAAUGGAGAGCGUGUCAUGGUUCGAGUCGGGGGAGGUUGGUCUGACCUAGGUGAAUACCUGCGCCAGUACGCUGAGCAUCACGGUCGUCGCACAGCAAGUGAAGGCAAAUUCGAAGUCCUCGGUCUCGAGGUGCAGAACUCAGACCCCGCAUCCGCGAGACCUGGAAGUGCAAUGAGCACAACGCGCCGCUUUAGUGGAGCUGGCCGUAAGACGCCAAACACAACGCCAGACGGCAAGCUCGCAGGUCUCGGCAUCUCGACUGAUUCUCCGCCACCUCCGAUGCCCAGAUUUGAAAGAGACUCUACACCAGCUAUCGCCGAGGAGGCACCUACACCCCCUUCGAACAACUCUCAGAAGUCAUGGCACGGUACCGAGGUGGGACUCGCAGGACCGAAGACGAGGAAGGUUGAACUUACUGGUGAUAAGUUGGAAUGGAUUGAGGGCAUGAUAAAGCAGGCGCGCUCUGUCAGCAAUAGCAAUCUGAACAAAGCUAUGAAGGAGGAUGAGCGUGGGGAAGGCAGAAGUAAGAGCAGGAGUGAGAGUCGCUCAGCUAGCCGAUCUACAAGCCGUGCUGCUGCGAAGAGGCCGGUGCAAGACUUUGUUGAUUUGGGUAAGACGGGUAGCACGAGGAGGGUUUUCAUGAGAGGUGGUGGUGGCUCGAGUGAGCGCUUGAAUGAGCGCUGAGUAUGUAUGCGUUGGUGGAGCAGUCGCAUUUCUGUGCAUGUACUGCAUGGUGGAGUACCUUUCGUAUUGAUACCCCGGAUAUAGAUAUGGUGCGAUUGUAUGUGUAAGAUACCGAGGUUCGGAUUAGGAGUUCAGAUAUAGGUAUAGAGGGUUGCGCUCAAGCGUGCAUUGUACAUCGGAUUUGGACAUACUUUAGUGAUGUUGUGUACCUGGCGUAGCCUCGUCACCUUCGGGGGGGGGGGGGGAGAGGAGGCAAUGG
Messenger RNA from Macroventuria anomochaeta, 3695 nucleotides. RefSeq lists its product as uncharacterized. Gene Ontology annotation, molecular function: microtubule binding. The transcript has a single exon. Bases 446 to 3436 code for a protein of 996 amino acids. The record is from RefSeq and is a predicted model, not a curated record. Lineage: Eukaryota; Fungi; Ascomycota; Dothideomycetes; Pleosporales; Didymellaceae.